Messenger RNA from Sporothrix schenckii 1099-18, 2814 nucleotides. RefSeq lists its product as uncharacterized. The transcript has 3 exons. The record is from RefSeq and is a predicted model, not a curated record. NCBI's taxonomy places the organism in Eukaryota, Fungi, Ascomycota, Sordariomycetes, Ophiostomatales, Ophiostomataceae. Bases 1 to 2814 code for a protein of 937 amino acids.
AUGGAGAAUUCCGGCCGCAGCAUGGCAGACCAAGACUACCGACCAGAACGCAGAUUCUAUGGCUCGCAGGACGCUUGGCCACUCUCACCAGAGACUCCGCCACUUCAGACAACCCAGUUACCGCUUACCGGAAACACCUAUGAUAAGGCCAAUGCAGCAGCUGUAUCGUCUGAAGAACCGGCCACGUUGCAAACAAUCGUUCCUCACGCACCAUCGCCCCCGUCAGGUACCACUGCAGCAGCCUCGGGCGCAUUUUCCUCUUCCGAGGAUCUUUACGGUCCAGACCGACUCUUCGGGCCCCCGCUUCCCCGUCAUGGCACGCUUUCGAGGCAUGUGGCAGUAGGACCUGGCACAGCACAACGGACAUCUCGCUUUGGACCAACUACUGUUCCACCGGAUUGCAUGGGCGGUCCGGCUCUGGGUACGGCCUCGAUUGCUGCCUUCCCAGCUUUCGUCGACCCGGGUCAGCAAUUCAAAGAUGCGGUGGCCCGUGAGGCUUCCAACGUCACGCCUGGCGUCGAUGACACACCUUACAUACUCUAUGCCCUCGAUGUCUUGACCGGCCACAGCUCGUCGCCGACGGACGCCAUCGCCGACGAUACGAGCGGCAACAAGCAUAGCAGCUUUCCGUUCCGCCAUAUUCCCGACGAUGGCCUUGGCUACUACCGGCCGCGGUCUCUGACUCGAGGUGCAGCAAAUAUUGGCACUGCGUCCAUUAAACUUCCGGCACCUCUCUCGCCUGUCCAACACAACCUGGAUCACCGCUUCUCUACCCGUUGUGAUGGCACACACGGGGCACGAGACAACCAACCCCAGCCGGCAGACUUCAGUAAAAGUCAUGAACCCCGCGUCAGCACAACUUCCUCCAUCUCUACGUUGGUUCACCCGGCUAUGCAGCCGCCUCGUGUUUCUCUUCCCGCGGACCAUCUCAAAGAUUCCUGGGCCUACCUAGAUUUGAAAAGUUUCUCGCCACAGACGCAGUUGGUCUUUCCGGCGCCGAAUUUCAAACCCGCCGCACUGCAACCUGCUUCGCUGAGUUUUUUUAUCCUGCAAUGUCUCGUCAUGACUGCCGGACUCAUUUUCUCUUCCAUGUACUCCAACUUGCACAGUGGCCUGACCAGAUACUCUGGCAACAACUACGGUGGACAAUUCUUCAUAUUUCGGGUCUUGCCUCAACUACUGUCUGUUGUUAUCCUUCUCUACGCUCUUCAUCUCUCCUCGACAAUCAUCCGCAUCCAUCCGUUUUCCCGCAUGCAGGCACUCGAGAACCCUCACCCAGAACGCCGCAAUGGUGCCAUUUUCGAUAACCUCUAUCCUGGCUUGUUCCUCUGGCCCCAAGUCUCAAACACUGUGCCAUGGCGAACCCGCCUCCCUCUUCUUACCCUUUGGUUGACCAACAUUUCCGUUCCUUUACAGGGCUCGCUCUUCUCGGUCGUCUCUGCUGGCGGAGAUUGGAGAUGGGCAACUGUGCAAGGUAUCGCCUGGACGCUGGUUGUUUUUUACGUGUGCCUCACCGCCGCCGUUAUAACCAUUCUGAUCGACUGGCACAUCCAUUCCACGGGCCUCAUUUGGGACCCUCGUUCAAUUGCCGACUUUAUAACUCUUGCUUCGAACAGCAACACCAUGACGGAUUACAAAGGCAGCGAGUUACUGGCCACCCGCGAUGACCUGCGCCGCGUUCUUCGCCACCGCGCCAUCGACAAGAUCGGCUACUGGGCUUGGAGGGACGGUCGUACGAAUGGCAUCUGGCAUGGAAUUGGCACCGAUCUCUUGGACGACGCCUGGCUCGACGCCCGUAGCCAUAGCAUGGCAGAGCCUCCGGCGACAAAGAAGUCUCCCCGAUCAUGGAACGAAAAGCUCCGCACCCGUGCCAAUGCCGCUGCGUUAGAUGGAAUCGAUUUGGAGGCAUUGGUGCUCUCUCCGCACUCGGAUGGCGUCCGUAACCGUUAUUUGCCGUGGUGUUUACGAGAUGGCCCUCUGUUCGCUCUGGCGAUAGCCGCUUUUGCUCUGUUAUUAGCCCUCAUGACCGUGUCCUUCCUGCCGUCGACAUACAUCAAGCGGGGGUUUCCGCCGCUUGUUGAACACGAACCGACAUCUGGUGCGUUUUCUGCCGCUAAUUUCUUGUACAGCUUCUUCCCUGCCCUUCUUGGCCAAGCCCUGUUCCUUCUCUUGGCAUCCAUCGAUAUUACAGUAAGAAUCCUGCAGCCUUGGGCGGAGUUGUCGGCGAAUGCCGGAGGUUCUCAACCCUCUGCAUCCAUUCUGGCCGACUACGUUGCAUGUUUUUCACUCCAGGCCAGCUGGCACGCCGCAAGAAAUGGCCACUGGAGAGUUGCGACUUUCUCCUUGAUGACGACCGCUUCCGCAUUCAUUCCUGCCCUUGUUGGCGGUGUCUUCAUGGCACUGACCAUAUCGACAGGGGAAGUGCGCAUGGUGCCGAACAUGGCUUUGUUUGCCAUUUGCCUCGCUUUGCUUGUGCUUAACUUUAUCUGUCUUCUCACUAUGCUUCCUGGCCGCAGAAACUUCCGCCUGCCGCACAGCGUCACCUGCAUAGCUGAGAUCCUUAGCUUCUGUGCAAAUGAUGACCUGAUGCAGGAGCCCUCAUUUAAGAACGCCCACAACAAAAUAACCUUGCUAGACCAGCUCGGGGUGAAGUCGCUGCCCACCGCGCGGUCGCGCUGGAUAUUUGCCACUGGCACAUCCGGUGAUGACCGUCGACUGGGUAUCCGGCGAGUUCGGCGGUAUACGGAGCUCACCAACCGACCAAGUGGCCGAUCACAGAAGGCCAUCGGUAUCAACCAUCUUUAUGAAUCAUGA